AAGUUCAAAGGGGCAGCAAAUAAACAAGUCCAGCAACAAUAGUCACGAGAAAUUCUCAACUCAUCAAAGCAUAUUUAUUUAUGAUUUGUUGUGGGCAGAGAAGUGUCGAUUCGGUUCACCAUCGCUCCAACGACGGAAGACUCUACCUUCACUUGUAAUCAUCGGGAUCGGUUUAGUUUUGCAGGGUUGCUCUCUCUGCCAUUGUACAAACAUGUCCAUCGAGUUUCGAUUAAUCUGUCCGUAACUGUUGGAUUUGUAGAAUUGCUUGGACUAGUUGCUUUCUCUUUGCAAAUGGAGCACAGCGUUAAAAAGGACGGGAAUCCGGUGAACAAGGGACUGCUGCAGAGUGACGAGUUAUAUCAGUAUAUCUUGGAGACCAGUGUAUAUCCACGUGAACCGGAGCCUCUCAAGGAGCUAAGAGCUGCCACCGCCAGCCACCCGAGGGCUGAGAUGGCUACUGCACCAGAUGCAGGUCAGUUAAUGGCCAUGCUGUUGAAGCUCGUAGAUGCAAAGAAAACGAUUGAAGUUGGCGUUUUCACCGGAUACUCUCUCCUCCUUACUGCUCUUACAAUUCCCGACGAUGGCAAGAUUGUAGCCAUAGAUGUGAAUCGUGAGGCGUAUGAGCAAAUAGGGCUUCCAAUCAUAAAGAAAGCCGGUGUUGCGCACAAAAUCGACUUCAUUGAAUCCCAGGCCCUACCGGUUCUUGAUAAGCUACUAGAAAAUCAUGAAAACGAAGGAAGUUUCGACUUUGCUUUCAUCGAUGCCGACAAGGACAACUACUGGAACUACCAUGAGAGGCUAAUGAAGCUGUUGAAGGUGGGUGGUUUAGUUGUCUAUGAUAACACCCUCUGGGGAGGAACGGUUGUAAUGCCUGAUGAGUUGACUCCAGAGAGCAAGAAACCAAGCAGACCGGCGACCAUCGAGUUUAACAAGUUCCUUGCAGCCGAUCCUCGUGUCCAGAUUUCGCAUGCUUCUUUGGGUGAUGGGAUCACAAUCUGUCGUCGUCUUUACUGAUUCUGGCUCGAAAGAUGUAAUCUUACAUGUCUAAAGCUCGGGGAUUUGGCAAUCUCCCUUGACUAAUGAAAUAAUGUAUUGUCGCAGUGAUCUAUGCUUUAUCUAAGUGUUGUUAAUGAAGCAUAAACAACUUCAUCUU
Molecule: messenger RNA, 1153 nt
Organism: Malus domestica (apple)
Lineage: Eukaryota; Viridiplantae; Streptophyta; Magnoliopsida; Rosales; Rosaceae
Product: probable caffeoyl-CoA O-methyltransferase At4g26220
Molecular function (GO): O-methyltransferase activity; S-adenosylmethionine-dependent methyltransferase activity
Source: RefSeq, a predicted model, not a curated record